AUGAAUUGGAACCAGCAGUAUUUGCUAUCAAAUUUUUUACAACCAGCACUAAGAUUACAAAAACAAGUCACCAGAAUCACCGUUCCAAACUACCCAAAUCGACCCGAAAAUGUAAGAAAAAUCAACAUUAAAGUCAUCCAGACGUCAUUGAAAACUGUCCUAUCUUGUUCAAUUCCAUUAUUAACGUGUUCAGAAAACUCCCUUAUGUAUGGUCAGUUCACCCCCUUUUUGUGUUUGAUACCUGCGUCUGUGUCUGUGUUUCAAUCCCACACCCUUAGAAAAAAACUUUUGCAACAGCCGAAAAUACAGGAGCAAAUUACCCGAAAAAGUGUAAGGAACCACCACAUGAAAGUACCCAGAAUUUGA
Candida tropicalis MYA-3404 is the source of this 366-nucleotide messenger RNA. RefSeq lists its product as uncharacterized. Lineage: Eukaryota; Fungi; Ascomycota; Pichiomycetes; Serinales; Debaryomycetaceae. The transcript has a single exon. The record is from RefSeq and is a predicted model, not a curated record. Bases 1 to 366 code for a protein of 121 amino acids.